CGCGUCACACUCAAGCGUCGGCAGCUCCAUUUUCCAGCUGGUGAAAAACUUUGGUGGUUUCACCUUCAGUCGCUAACGGUCAGUUUUGGCCAUUUCCAUUUCUCUUUGGGACUGAAAAGAAACGUUUUUCAAGAUGGGAGGCGGCGAUCUGAACUUGAAAAAGAGCUGGCACCCCCAGACUAUGAAAAACAUUGAGCGUGUCUGGAAAGCUGAGCAGAAACAUGAGGCUGAACGUAAAAAGAUCGAGGAGCUCCAGAAGCAGCUGAAGGAGGAACGAGCCCGAGAGGAAAUGACAAAAUAUGCGGAGGAAACCGGCGUCUUAAAAAAAAAAGAUGAUCGGUUGGACUGGAUGUACCAGGGCCCUGCCGGUCAGGUGUCCAGGGAUGAGUACCUGCUUGGGCGCCCCAUUGACAAGCAGAUCACUGACCAGUAUGAGGAGCCAGAGAGCGGUCCCUCAGCUGAGACAGGCCUCCUGCCUGGGUCCAUAUUUAACCCCGCCACCCCUGCUUCCAGCCUCGAUUUGGCUGCCAAGAUCAGGGAAGACCCCCUGUUUGAAAUCAGGAAACGUGAGGAAGCAAAGAAGAGAGAAGUCCUGACUAAUCCAGUAAAGAUGAAGAAAAUUAAAGAAAUGCUUCGCCAAAACCUUGACAAGAAAGACAAGAAAAAGAAGAGGAAGAAUGUGUUGCUGAUCUUUGGUCUUUUCCCUCAGCUCCCAACAGACAGAUAUCAACAGACCUCGACCUCCUCCGGUCACUCAGGGCGGCGUGAGAGGAGCCGGUCCCGAUCACCUCACAGGAAUUACAAGGACAGCCGCUCCUACUCUUCAUCCUCCUCACAUCGGAGUGAAAAGAAGCAGGAACCCAGAGCUCCCAGCCCACAGAAGGACCGCUACCAGAGACAGAGGAACCACGUGCCCAAGAAGCUCUCUGCAGAGGAGAUGGAGCGAAAGAGGCGUGAGAUGAUGGACCAAGCCAAGCAGCGGGAGGAGGACAGGGAGAAUAAUGUGAAGCGCUAUAAGAGGCAGGACGAGCAGGAGAAGCAGAGGGAACAAAACGCCAAGCAUGACCGCCACGCUGGCUUCAUCCACAACAUGAAGCUGGAGAGUGCCGCGAGCUCGUCCUUAGAGGACAGAGUGAAGAGAAAUAUCCACUCCAUUCAGAGGACGCCAGCCUCCCUGGAAAACUUCAUGAAACGAUAAAGACAAAAAUUCACAUUACAGUCAAUGAACUGACUAAAAAGACUGCCACACACCACUUUUUCUAUUUUUUUUUUUUUUUAAGUUGACUGGGGCAGGUGAGCUGCGAGCCUGUCAGGAAUUCAAACACAGGCUUUUAAUUUGAAAAGCAGAUGUCACAGUAUUCAUAUGUACAGUACAAAAGGCCUGUUGUUACUUCAUGUGUUUUAGCUACUUUCUUCAAAUCAAAUAACUGUUUAUAAGGUUAAAGUAAGUUUGUGCAAUUUACUGUUUUUGUUUUUACAUAUUGAUAGGACCUCUUAUCUCAAAUGCUUUCGUAAUAUUCGUUUGGUACUGUGAGUAACACAUGGUAUAAAAACUACAUUUCUGGA
Molecule: messenger RNA, 1566 nt
Organism: Neolamprologus brichardi
Lineage: Eukaryota; Metazoa; Chordata; Actinopteri; Cichliformes; Cichlidae
Source: RefSeq, a predicted model, not a curated record